UAACCGGAAAAGAAUUAAAGAUACAAUAAAAGGGAAAAGCAGAGAGAAUAAAUUGUACGAGAAAAAAAGAAAAUAGGAGAAAGCAAGAAUAAAUGACGAAUUGAAUCGCGAGUCGCGUUUUUUUUCUAUUUUAUUUUUAUUCUUUUAUUCCUUUUCAACGAACAACCACAAUUCUUUCUCACCCCCAAUUCAGCAAUAGCUAUGUCGGCUUCGGCAUCAACACCUCGGAGUCGAAGUCCCCAGACCGCAUUGAGUUCACGCUCCUCCUCGUCUUCCGACCACACCGCCGUUGCACAUAUUGAUAGGCCCACGUCAAUACAUAGCAAUUGUCCAUGCGAAAAAUGCGACAACAUUAAUAACGAAAGGGGUGUUACGCGAAUUGAUGUUCCAUUAAUAGCGAUACCGCGACUAUUCAAUGCGCUAUUAGGCUUCGCUACCGUUAUCCGCGUUCAUACCACAAUUGAUGCUGGCUGGUGGCCAUGGGAACAUAAGGUCCUGUUCUCGCUAUGCUGGGUUACCCUGUUCUGGAACCUGGCCCACGCCAUAUGUAGCAUUCUUGGAUAUGCCUACUGGCCAUCGCCGCGGCGGACCGUUGGUCUGCCGCCUAUCAGCGUAACCAUCAAUGGCAAGACUCUUGUUUCCUUCGGGGGUCCCGACGAGGAGGAUGGCCCGCGGAGGAGAAGAACCAAGCGCAUUCAAUUCAGCAUUAUUGAUAUGUUUCUUGCCAUCCCAACCCUUGGAUUCCUAAUUUACUCGGCGCACAUCAUGUAUCCGUGGUGGGGAUCCAGAUACGUUGGUCUAUGGCCACCAACAAUAGGCCUCAUCGCCUCACUUGUUUCCUUCGAAUUCAUCACAGCUUUCUUCCAGCUAUUCCAGUUCUUCGAAGCCAAGGUCAUUGGGAUUCAACUAACGAUGCAAGACAUUUAUGAGAAGGACGAUCCCGUGGGACGAUUACAAUUAUAAGGAGUAAUUGGGACAACAACAAUGUAUGUGCGCAUGCAUGCAUGCGAGCGAGCGAGCAUCAAGUCAUUUAUUCUCUUCUUACUUAAAAGCAAAAAAAAAAAAAAGGGACAAGCCAAAACUUGAAAGCGCCAUAAGCUCAGGCGAAAAAGGGGCGGUUCCAAAUACAAUCGUUUUUUGUAAUAACCAUUUCUAGCAUGGGGUGUUUUACAUACUGUUUAUACUUUUUUGAGAGAUACCAACCCGAAAAUAACUAGGCAGGCAGGCAGGCAAGUAGGCAAGUAGGCAAAGCAACGGGUCAGGGCGAGGGCGAGGAUGGGGACGAGGGUGAGGAUAGUGGAGGCGACGGAGGCGGCGACAUCGAGCAUUUUAUGGGCAUCGCGCAAUACCACCACGUACGUACAUAGUCAACCGGCAUGAGCCAUGAUGAUACCACACAAUGGAACAGAAAUGCAUUAUCUCGCGACGCAAAUUACGUUUGUCAUGGCCCUACCAGGAAUUAAUGAUAUACCUAUUU
Messenger RNA from Hypoxylon fragiforme, 1477 nucleotides. RefSeq lists its product as uncharacterized. The coding region runs from base 202 to 963 and encodes 253 amino acids. The record is from RefSeq and is a predicted model, not a curated record. Lineage: Eukaryota; Fungi; Ascomycota; Sordariomycetes; Xylariales; Hypoxylaceae. The transcript is spliced from 2 exons.